Messenger RNA from Gordionus sp. m RMFG-2023, 2102 nucleotides. Its product is annotated as exostosin-2-like. Gene Ontology annotation, molecular function: glycosyltransferase activity. Gene Ontology annotation, cellular component: membrane. Lineage: Eukaryota; Metazoa; Nematomorpha; Gordioida; Chordodea; Parachordodidae. The transcript has 11 exons. The record is from RefSeq and is a predicted model, not a curated record. Bases 35 to 2065 code for a protein of 676 amino acids.
CAUAAAUGAAAUAAAAUUUUCUAAAAAAUUUAAAAUGACUAAACAUUAUUCUGAAAUAUUAGAUUACUUUGAUCUCUAUCUUAAGACAAAUAAUCCUUAUCAUGCAAACUUUUAUUUAGCACCUUUUGAUAUUUUAAAUAUGAAUGAUAUACCAGGGAAGAAUGGGUUUUCACACUUGGAUACAUAUAACAUUUUUAGAUCACUUAAAUGGUGGAAUAAUGGUAGCAAUCAUCUUAUAUUUUCAAUGAUCCCAAACCUUGAUUUUUUACCAAACAAUAUUAAAUACAUCUCACAGUAUCAUCAUUCAUUGCAGAAAUAUAUGAAAUAUAUUUAUACUUUUUCUGGCAAAGCUAUAUUAAUGUUAUCCUAUUUUAUUCCAUCAACUUACAGGCAAAAUUUUGAUAUAGCAAUUCCUAUAUAUAAUCCAAAAUUAAUGGAUAAUACAUGUCUAAAUAGCUAUGUGAGGCAAGAAUACAAUAAAUAUAGAAAUUGGAAUAUAAUAAGUUCUCAACUCAAACUAUCAUCCACAGAUCAAUUAUUAUUGAGUCGAAUCCAUUCAACCAUUCCAGGGACCUUAACACUCUUUGAAUCGGCUCCACCAGAGUACGAUACUGACAUGUACCGUUCACUUCAGCAAGAUGUCUUCAAAGUGGUAAAAUAUGUGGAAAUUUUGCAACAAUCCAUAUUUUGUCUCAUCCUUCCAAAUCAAUACCUAACAUCGUUGGACUUAUCGGAAGCUAUCAUGCAAGGAUGUAUACCCGUUAUAAUGAACAUAGGCGACAUAAUACUACCUUACCAUGAUGUUUUGGAUUACUCUAAAUUCACCGUAAUGUCUCACCAACCACCUAGCGUCGAAUUUUUCCUAAAUUUGAUGGAUUCCUACAAGCACAAACCAAUAUUUUACGAUAAAUUGGUGAGAAGAGGUCGCCUUACUUGGGCAAAAUAUUUUAGCCGCCCUACGGCCAUCGCUAGAACCUGCGCUCAUAUCCUGAAACAGCGGCUGUUCCCUUACGGCGGGAGGAAAUACAAGGAUUGGAAUAGCGAUAAAUACUGGGAGGAUAAAAGUUUUUUCGAAGAACCUACAGCUGUUUCUACUCCUUAUACAAAUAGUGAUGCUAAAGGAACCUUACACGAGUUCUGUGGAGAUGAUAUUAGGUAUACUAAAGAUGGAACGUAUCACAAUAGUUUUAAAAAGACGUUUGACUACGAUAUAAAUCCAAUCAUUAAAUUCGCUCCGGAAUACAAUAAUCACCUUCAAAAUAAAUCAUUCCGCGGUGGCGGGGACAAAUUUUCCGCCGUGAUAAUCGUAUAUGAUAGACAUUUUUUAACGUCCUUGAACAGGAUCAUCGAAACCUUAAAAGAAGUUCCCAGUUUAUCUCAUAUUUACUUAGUAUUGAAUAUUGCUGGAUAUAACGGGAACGGACCAUCGGAUGAUAUAUUUAUGUGGCUUAAUCGCACUCUUUCUUCCGCUAAACUGAUUAAAAUUUUGAACCCCCUCCAAAGAUCCCGCAAUAACCGUUUCAACUCAUUUUUCUCAAAUCUUAAUCUCAGUGACCCGACCCAAGCUAUAUUAUCGUUGAAUCAAGCAACUUCUAACUUAUUGUUGACAAAUCGGGAGAUAGAGAUCGCGUUUCAAGUUUGGAAACAAUUUCCAGACAGGAUUAUAAAUCCAAGGUCUACUUACCCAAUCCAAACGUACAAUAAAAGUUACGAAGGACUUUUAGAUAUAUCGAACGACGCCAUUUUUAUUCAUAAACAUUUCUUUCAUUUGUACACCUAUCGAAUGGAUCCCGAGAUCAAACGUUACAUAGAUAAGGUUGGAAAUUGUGAAGAUAUCGCCAUGAACUUAUUGGCGCUUCGCGUGACGGGUAACACUCUCCUGAAUGUGCGAUUCUCUUCGAAACUAAGAUGCAACAAAAGAUGCAAGAAUCUCAUAAUCGACAACAACGAUCAAAGGGAAUUGAGAGAGCGCUGCUUGAAAAUAUUUUAUGGUUACUUUUUUGGAAAUCUUGAAAAAAGCAAAUCGAUAAUCUCCAAAUUCCAAUUCUCUCCACUAGAAAUCUAAUAUGUUUCAACGAAUCUCAAAUAUUUUUUUAUAACAA